This is a messenger RNA of Labrus mixtus (cuckoo wrasse), 7729 nucleotides long. It is a transcript of the gene rps6ka5, whose product is annotated as ribosomal protein S6 kinase, polypeptide 5. The transcript is spliced from 17 exons. Gene Ontology annotation, biological process: intracellular signal transduction; regulation of DNA-templated transcription; protein phosphorylation. Bases 190 to 2592 code for a protein of 800 amino acids. The record is from RefSeq and is a predicted model, not a curated record. Gene Ontology annotation, molecular function: magnesium ion binding; protein serine/threonine kinase activity; ATP binding. Lineage: Eukaryota; Metazoa; Chordata; Actinopteri; Labriformes; Labridae.
UCCUCUGGGCUUGCUUGCUGCUUACGUUUAGUAGCAAUAUUUUAAUCUACACAUCUGAUUUAUUUGGCGCCGGACUAACAGACGUUAAAUUAUCUUGCGUGAUAAUUAAAUUGUUAAUAGUGCAAACUAGCAAUGCGAGGCGAUCGUAAGCUUGUCUGAAAAGCCUCAUAAUAAGAACAAGAAAUAACGAUGCCUUCCCCGAUGGAGGGAUCUUCCACAGAAGGUGACCUCUUUACUGUGAAACAUGAGCUGAAAAAUGCCAACCUGACGGGCCAUGUAGAGAGAGUGGGCAUUGAAAACUUUGAGCUAUUAAAGGUUCUAGGCACAGGAGCGUACGGCAAAGUGUUCCUGGUGAGGAAAGUGAGUGGUCAUGAUGCAGGGAAGCUGUAUGCCAUGAAGGUUUUGAAAAAGGCCACAAUUGUACAAAAGGCAAAGACUGCCGAACACACAAGGACAGAGCGGCAAGUGUUGGAGCACAUCCGCCAGUCUCCGUUCCUCGUCACACUUCACUACGCCUUCCAGACGGAUACCAAGCUGCACCUCAUUCUGGAUUAUGUAAACGGGGGGGAACUCUUUACACAUUUGGUGCAAAGGGUGCGAUUUAAAGAGCAAGAAGUAGCCUUGUACAGUGGAGAGAUUGUGUCGGCACUAGAGCAUCUACACCAGCUUGGGAUAGUCUAUCGGGACCUAAAACUUGAGAAUAUUCUACUGGAUUCAAGUGGUCAUAUAGUUCUCACAGACUUCGGCCUGAGUAAAGAAUUUGACGAGGUGGAAAGAGCGUUUUCUGUGUGUGGCACUAUCGAGUACAUGGCUCCAGAAAUUGUGGAAGGAGGAGAGUCCGGACAUGAUAAGGCAGUUGACUGGUGGAGCCUCGGCGUAUUGAUGUACGAGCUUCUGACUGGCGGAUCACCCUUCACCGUUGAUGGAGAUGAGAACUCGCACACAGACAUCGCCAAGAGGAUUUCAAAGAAGGAUCCUCCUUUCCCCAAAGACAUGGGACCUCUGGCCAAAGACCUCAUCCAGAGACUCCUCAUCAAAGAUCCAAAGAAGAGACUGGGCUCAGGUUCUAAUGGAGCGGAGAAUGUAAAAAAACACCCGUUUUACCAGAAAAUUAACUGGGAGGACUUGGCAGCUAAGAAGGUUCCUGCUCCGUUCAAACCGGUGAUUCGGGAUGAGUUGGACGUCAGCAACUUUGCAGAUGAGUUCACAGAGAUGGAUCCCACUUACUCUCCUGCAGCUCUGCCUCAGAACUGUGACCGCAUCUUCCAGGGAUACUCUUUCAUGGCCCCCUCCAUCCUGUUUAAGAGGAAUGUGGUGAUGGACGACCCUGUCCAGCUGUGUGGGGGCUCGGAGAGGCCAGGCUCUGCUGCUGUGGCCCGCAGCGCCAUGAUGAAGGACUCUCCCUUCUAUAUGGGUUAUGAGAUGGACCUGAGGGACAGCGUUCUGGGAGAGGGAAGCUUCUCUAUCUGCAGGCGCUGCACACACAAGAAGACAGGACAGAAGUAUGCAGUCAAGAUAAUCAGUAAGAGAAUGGAGGCCCAGACUCAGCGGGAAAUAGCAGCCCUGAAACUCUGCGAUGGCCACCCUAACAUCGUCAAGCUACAUGAAAUUUACCACGACCAGCUUCACACAUACCUGGUCCUGGAGCUGCUGGGUGGAGGGGAGCUGCUGGAGAGGAUCCGUAGGAAGCAACAUUUCAGCGAGACAGAGGCCAGCCGCAUCAUGCGAAAGCUGGUGUCUGCCGUCAGUCACAUGCACGACGUAGGAGUGGUGCACAGGGACCUGAAACCGGAGAACCUGCUCUUCACAGACGAGAGUGAGAACUCCGAGAUAAAAAUCAUAGACUUUGGCUUUGCUCGCCUCAAACCGCCAGACAAUCAGCUCCUGAAGACUCCCUGCUUCACACUGCAGUACGCAGCGCCAGAGAUACUCAAAUAUGACGGCUACGAUGAGUCCUGUGACCUGUGGAGCCUGGGGGUCAUUCUGUACACUAUGCUGUCUGGCCAGGUGCCUUUUCAGUGCCAGGAGAAGAGCCUGACUCACACCAGCGCUGAGGAAAUUAUGAAGAAAAUCAAACACGGGGACUUCUCUUUUGAAAGCGAGGCCUGGAGAAAUGUUUCCCAGCAGGCCAAGGACCUUAUACAAGAGCUGCUGACGGUGGACCCAAACAAGAGGAUUAAGAUGUGUGGCCUUCGUUACAACGCCUGGAUUCAGGACGACAGCCAGCUGUCCUCCAACCCACUCAUGACCCCGGACAUCCUGGGCUCCUCCACUGCCUCCGUCCACACUUACGUCAAAGCUACCUUUAAUGCAUUUAACAAAUGUAAGCGGGAAGGUUUCCGCCUGCAGACGGUGGACAAGGCGCCGCUAGCCAAGAGGAGGAAGAUGAAGAAGACGAGUACCAGCACAGAGACCCGCAGCAGCUCCAGUGAGAGCACCCAUUCCUCGUCCUCUUCCUCCCAGUCUCAGGGGAAGAUUUCCCCUGGGGACGACACCAACCCGCAGCCCUCCAACAGCACGCCUGUAAACACACCCGUUGCCCUGGAAACAGACAAACCAGCACACUCAGCCUUUGACUUCUCAGAAGGAUAGUGAGGGAACAAGCAGAAAAACAGAUUCCAACAGUUUGACGACCCGCAGGAUGGCUCAGACCAGCGUAGAGACGAUGAUCUUCUCUUCCUCUCUGUCCCCGGCUGCUCUCUGCCUCUGGCUCACCUGCAUGGACGUCCGCACGUCUCCAAAAACCAAGCAUGCAGCAGGAGCAUCAACCGUCACCUCAAUAUCAAUCAAUCAAUCAACCAUCUCUAGCAAUAGCCUAUUCCCUUUUUUCUGCCUCUCUCAGCUUCACACACAGACUGUAUCAAUCAGGGACUGGACCGAGAAGGAGUCGUCACCGGUGUCCAACAUGAAAAGGGCUGCCCUACUGCCCCAGGUCCAAACAGGCCAUGGAGAGACACGUUCAGUCUCGUCAUCAAAUCACAGCUCUAUCCCCGUCUGCUCUGUUUACCUGUCUCUGUCCGCGCCUCCAGAGGUUUUAAAAGGGAAAGUUGUAGUGUUUACACCUGGAUGCUUUGUAUUUUUCUGUCAAAAGAAGAGACGAAAAACAGCAAAAGGGAACGUGGGUCCACUUCUCUUUUCUGAGAAGUCUCUGCAAGAUGGAGCAAGAUAUUUAUAUGUGAAUUUUACAGACUGAAAUGUAUUUAUGAUAAGCUAUAUUGUUAACUUAUUCAUGGUUCAGACUGAUCUGAAAAGAAAUAAUGGAUAGUGAGUGUCUAAAAAAAACCCAGAUAUUUUGUGUUACUGUGUUUUCUCCCUAUCAGCUUGAAAGACUGUUUCCAUGUAGUCUAAUAAUGGUCAUUUAUACGUCUUGUAGUUCUCAUAGAUCAUUAACGCUUUAAGUAGGUUACUGAGACAUUUUAAGAUUAUUGUAGGCAAAAAGAGAUUAACACCGUUAGCUGUUUGGUAAUGGUUGUGUACCAGUUUGUCAAAUUCAUGUAACCAAAAUCCUUUAUUUAUAGAGUCGGUGGAUUUGGGGAUUUAACUGCAGCUUUUUGUAGUAGUUAAAAAGUAAAUGUCCUUGUUCACAAGGAUUAAAGAAGCUAAAUCUUUUUAUAAGAACAACCAAAUGGGAUGCAGGAUGUUCAACCAAAUCUGUGCUUUUAUUGUUGUAUGGGGAGCACUGCUGCCGGAUGGGACCUGACCCUACAAGCAGAGCUAAAUUUAGACUUUUUUUUUUUUUUUUUUUGCCUCUGAUGUGGGAGUACGACUACUUUCAAGGCUCAGCUUUUGCUGCUGCUCCACAUCGUCUGAUCCUCCAGUCAGUAUUUAGCCCAGCAGUGGAUUUGCCUUGUGUGGUGCAGGACUUAAUUGUCUCUUUAUAUCACUGCAUCUGAUUGGAUUGAGCAGAAAGUCCCCAUUGGAAAAUUCAGAUCAGCUUAGCGAGGGCGAGCAAUGGAGAAGAUCACGGUUGCGUUUUUGUGAGAUCCAAGAUGCCAUAGAGCAGCUUUAAGUGGCUUCCUUGUCUGUUCAGGUUUUUAAAAGAUAGGAGCGUUUUCUGUGCCAAAAAAUGCAGCUACAUAAGGAAAUAGUUUGUUGCUAUGAAUUAAAGUAGGACAGUUUACAGUAUGGUAGGAUUUUUUUUAAGACAAACUGCAAAAUUGGCCCUUUGAGUCUUUAAACUACUGCCAAAUUUGACCCUCUGCUCUGUUUACCAUGUUGUACUGCAUGAAUGAAAUGGUGAUCUUUGCACUGUUUGACAUCUUCACGUUGAUUCAGACAUCUGGUUAAUAUUAAGUCCCCAAUGCAUGACAUCACCUGAAGCAUCAACCUCCUCUCUUUCCUUUUUCAUUGGCUCUUUUAAGCAGUUUCUGACUUGAUUUAAUGCGAGUUGUUUGUAACUUGCACAUUUUAAAGUACCUGUUAAAAUGCAGGUAGUUUUACUGUUUGAGGUGUAAUAUAUUUAAACACCAAAACCCCAUUUUUACAAUAGUUUAAAUAUUGUAAUGUACCAAUGUUACAAUGCUGGUGUUAGCCAGGAUAGCUAAGCAAGUAAAUGCAAUGCUCUGUGAACUGUUUUUGCAAGUAUGUGUUUGUCUGUUUUCAUGGUACUAGUUCUGUAUUCUUUUGAUCUAUACAGGGGUAUUUGUGUUCAGUAUGUGACUAGUAACCGUUUCUCCUGCUCAUCCAGGAUACAAACAUCUUAGUUGGACUGAACUGUGUGCAUUUGAAAACACUCCCUCAUCUUCUUCCAUUUUAAUGCACUCUGAUCUGAACCAAAGCAUUAACUUCAAGGUAGCUGCUCUAAGCUGCAUGAGGAUUUUCCUUUCAUGCAAAUAUGCAAAGAAAUGCUUCAUAUGUCACCGUUUCUGUUUGUUUUAUUCCAAACUAGUGAAAUAUUUCUGAUGUCUCUAGCUGAGAUCAUUUUGUAACAGUGUACAGUAGUAUUCUUGAAGGAUCUAUUAUAUCCAUAUCCUGUGCAUUAUCAUGCUCAAAACUAUGCAUCCCUUUUCACUAUUGUGUUGCUUUUGCCAUUUCACUAAGACGCUAGUAAAUGGGUCCAAGGGUAAUGCUGAAGAGAGCACAACAAGUUGUACAUUUACUGUGCUUUUUAUUCCCAUAGCAUCAGCCACAAUAGAACUAGCAAAGUAGGAUCCACCAUAUGAAAAGCUGGAAACCUUGGGAGCUAAACACUACAAAGCUCUUGUCUAACCGAGUUUCGCAUGAGUUCCCCGCUGCUGCCUCAUUAAGUCUCUUUUCUUUUGUUUGGGUGUAUUAAUAGCUCAAGUGGAGGAAGAGGAAAAGUGUCCUAUAUCGAGCUUCCCUCUGGGAGCCGGGCUCUAUUAGCUGAUGUGCUGCAGUGCUGUUUGUUCCAAAGAAAAUACCGUACUCCACUCACUGCCUCCGUGGGACCCAGCUCACUUUGCUUUGGAGGGAAGAAAACAUGCAGGGUUGCUUUAGUAGCGAGGUCUCUUGGGGCUAAAUUUUAAACUUUUUCUUCCCCUUUGAUGAACAUUAGUUGGCGGGAGAGAGAAAGAGCAGUUUUGAUACGAUGUCCUGUUGUCUUUAAUACAUGUUUUACCUUGAAUAUGAAUGAAUAUGAAUUCCUUGCCUCUUCUCUUCCCCUCUAUACUUUUCUCUGCUUAAAUAGUUAAAAGCAACCCCACCUGCUCAGCUUAACAUAAGUACCUUUUCUGCUACAAAAAUGAGAGUCCUUGUUAUUUAAACUGUUAAACCAGUGGUGGCUGUUUUGGGUUAUUGAGUCCAAGGAUUGGACAUGCAGAUGUGUUCUGCUGUACGUCUGUCAGCUCUGUCAUCUUUAUGCUCAAGAGAUGUGGGUGCCAAAGCUCAAAGGGAAACAGCUCCUCAGUCAGGUUCUUUUGUGCAUGCUUUUUUAAGUGAAAGUGACAAUAUUUACAGCAGAUAUUAAGGCUCUUGUGGAAUCAUUUUUGGAGCUGUCCAGGGUGCUGAAGUGGCCAAAUGUUGCUGCAAAAAAGCAAGCCACUUUCUACAAUCCUUUCAAACAGUGAAUAUAUCAGCAGUUGUUCCGUAGUUUCCAAAAAGUACUGGAAAACAUAACGAAUGGGUUUGAGAAAACAAGUUGUUUUAAAGCCUUUUAUGUCCCUGCGAGGUCGGACUUUCCAAGUAAUAUCUUGUGAGUCAGUGUCGGAGGGGGCUGAAGACUUCACGUUUAAAAAUGCAUCUAAUCUGGAUGUGUUUAGUGUGUCGUCUGAAAAUAAAUGUUAAUAUGUCAUUAAUAGUAUAAAGUAAAAGUCAGUGUUUUGAGUUAUUGCUUUAAAGGGUCAGUUCAGUCAAGCUGAAAUAAAAAUGUGCUGUGAACAGUUUUCAUAUGAACCUUUUUCUCUUGGAGAAAGCAGGUAACAAAGAAAAAGGUGUUCACAGUUUUUUUUCGACUUUGUAAAGUAAUGUGGAUGACGUUUCUUACUACAAAAAAAACCCUUAAAAUAUAUAUUUUUUAAUAGCCAAAUUCCUUUCAACAUUAGUUAUUCUGGCCCUAAGCAGAAACUUCUUAGACCAGUGUGUCAUAAUCUACAACAUUAAACCAAAUAGAGAAAGAACUUUUGUAAAAGGGAAUAACACCUUUUGAUAAACUUGUGUGAAGUCUCUUAAAUACGGUAGAUGGUUCACAGCUAUUGAGCUGCUCCUUGGAAGUAUUUCUUCGUCUCUGGUGCGGUAGUCCGGAACAAACAUGCAGCAAGGAAGGACUCGCACUCAAAGAACAAAAGGAGUACAGACUGAAGAUGGAACAUAUUUGUAUUGAUUCAUAGAGGAAAAGAUAUACAGGACAUUCAGUCCAACCUUGAACGUUCUUCAGUCCAAUGUCGAUUAUAAGUCCUUUUUAAAAAGCUAUUUUGGGGAAUGAACUUACUCUCUUCUCACCUCCUCAAAGGUAAAUCUGAAUGGUUAUGUACAGAAUGGCAGGUUGGACACAGAAAGUUUUUAGUGUUGUAUUGAGGGAAACAUCAAUGGGUUUGUCUUUCAGUGCUCAUGCCAACUUUACACUUCAAGCAUCUUCAUCAUCUGCGUCUCCACCAAAUCCAUCAGCGUCAUGCAUGUGAUACAGCAACAACCCUGUCUGUAUAUUUCCAGUUUAUUCCCCAUCAUCUCCUCGUCAUAUUGUUACUGCAGCGUGUCAUAAAGUACUGUAGCAGUGAAUCCCUUUGAGAUCGGUCAAACUCGAUGUUUUAAAACACGCAAUCAAGCUUUAAGGGCAAAACUUUGCACUUGUAUGUUCUUUUAUUCAUUCAACUUAUUUAUGUUUUGUAAAAGAUGAAAAAAAAAAAUCCUUGUUGACUUUGUGCAGGUUCAGUUGUUCGAACCGUCUGUGUGGAUGUCGUCCAACAUUUCUAAAAAUAGAAACCUCAACACUGGAUACUACUUUGACUGCAAGUAUACAUUGUGUGCAUACCUGCUUUAUUAGGGCACUGUGAACAUCAUCAUUCAGGUCUUUAGGUUCAGCCUUCAUCUUUUAGAAAGACCUUGAUUUGCUUCAAUAAAUAUUUUAACUGCUGACUGAAUACAUCUGUACAUUUAAUAACCUGACAGUCAUACUGAGUCUGAAUGGAUCCUUGGGUUCAUAGUGAGCGUGUUGACAUCAUAACUGAGAUAUUUUGUGAUACCAGGGUUUGUGUGUUGUCAGAAUGACAAUAAAUGUACUACUUCAUGUUUCAUUGAUAACUCUUGACAAAUAAAUUAGGAAAACAACUUUUCA